AUGUUCAUGCAGGCGGGAUUCGCGUUCAUGGAAGCUGGCGCCGUCAGAUCCAAGAACGCGGUGAACAUCCUCAAGAAUCUCCUCGACACGUGGUUCAUCUACCCGGUGGCUUCCCAUUGGGCGUGGCACCCACAAGGGUGGCUGAAGAGGACGGCAUUCAAGGACUACACCGAGGGAGGCGUGGUGCUCAUACUGGGUGGCAUGUGCACCCGCCUCGAUGCUGCCCUCAUGGGUCCUCGCAUUUCAAGAUUCCAUGUGAAGACCAGCGAACCACACGACUUUCGAGGCCAUUCAGUCGCAGUGGGCGUGUGCGCGGGGAGCGACGUCUUCCCUUCAUGGGCGGCCCUCGUCGUCGGCGUGGAGGCCGGAUUCACGUUCCUCUGCCUUCACUUCCUCCUCCUCAGGCUCAAUGGUCAGGCGUGUCAAGGCUGUCAGCUGGUUUUGGAGUCAUGA
This is a messenger RNA of Darwinula stevensoni, 453 nucleotides long. NCBI's taxonomy places the organism in Eukaryota, Metazoa, Arthropoda, Ostracoda, Podocopida, Darwinulidae. The record is from the annotation of a GenBank genome assembly.